This is a messenger RNA of Ectocarpus siliculosus, 1041 nucleotides long. The record is from the annotation of a GenBank genome assembly. Lineage: Eukaryota; Phaeophyceae; Ectocarpales; Ectocarpaceae.
ACCCUGCACACUACGGUGGUCUCGGGCAACGACGAGCUUGGAGGAGAGGCCAAGAGCUCCCCUUCCAUCAUGGAGCUCUUCGACACCAACGACGUCGUCGCCGCCGCGAGAGAGCAGGCCGCGGCGCGCGACAGCAACAAGACCGCUGCCGCCACCGCCGCCGCGGCCGACGGUGCCGCCGAGGCGUCGCCGGCGGCGGCGAUGGCGAGGCGCCACAGCUUAGGCCGCGGCAGGAGCAAAAGGUAUUCCACGGAUUCGCUGAGGCCGUCGUCGGGGGCGUGGGACCACCGGAACGGGUUGCCCGCCCACAAGAAGGCGGCGUCGUUCUCUGGGGGGGUACCCCGCGCGGGCAGGGGUUCCGGGGGCUCCGUGGGGGGCGCGGAACGGCAUGGGUACCUCAGUUUUUCGGAGGUGCAGGAGCACGGGCUGAGGGUCCGGAAGUACCAUCGCCACGGGAAAGGGUGGGCGCACCGUAUAGUCAAGUACGAUCCGACCCUGCCGGGCCUGCGAUGGAAGAGCAGCAAGUGGUGGGACUCUGGCGGGGGGCAGAUACCGCUGCGGGAUGUUUUGGACGUGGAGCGGAGGGGCAAGGUAGUGUGGGUCAAGUGCUUGCACCUCGGCACCAUCGGCUUCGAGGCAUCCCUUGAGACGGACGCGGUAGUCUUCUACCUGGCGAUGGACUCGUUGCUCGACACCCGCUGCGGGGUCUCAAACAACAGCAGCGUCGGCGGUACCGGAGGCCACGGGGCGUCAGGCCCUCGCCUUUCGGGAAUUCCGGCGGCGUAACGCCGUGAUACCUCUGGGGGGGGGGGGGAGGGUGAGCCCUGUCCUCUCCGUGCACCGUUGUGUUGAGGGGUGCAUCUAUUGGGGAAAUGCGCUUUUGUUUGCGUGCGUCUUUUUUUUUUUCUGGGAGUUGUAGAGACCCUUUUGGCUGUUUUGGAAACCCGUCUACUGUUUGAAAUACCCACAAGAAUUUGCUUGCGCGUCGCACCGCGGCUUUUUGGAGAUGCCGCCCGCUGCCCAAGCCGCGUCUGACGGUUC